Molecule: messenger RNA, 1836 nt
Organism: Fusarium pseudograminearum CS3096
Lineage: Eukaryota; Fungi; Ascomycota; Sordariomycetes; Hypocreales; Nectriaceae
Exons: 1
Coding region: 1-1836 (611 amino acids)
Source: RefSeq, a predicted model, not a curated record
AUGCUUCUAUCAACAUUCCUUUCGGUGUCGACCCUGGCUGGCCUGGCGGCGGCCUCACCACCUUUCUUUCGAAGGAACCCACCACCUGCUGAGGCAGUUUGCGAGCCCGUCACCGAAACAGUACACCUACCCGCCGAGACAGUCCACGAGACCGAGACAGUGCAUCUACCUGCAGAGACAGUCCAUGUAACGGAGACGGUACAUCUACCUGCCGAGACGGUCCACGAGACGGUUCAUGUGACCGUUACAGAACAUGCGGUAGUAACAGAGACCCAACAUGCCGUGGUAACAGAGAUCCAACAUGCCACCGUCACAGAGGUCCAGCAUGUCACCGUCCCUGUCGAGCAUUUAGUUACCUCAGUCGUCGAAGUCGAGGUCGAGAAGCCUGUCACAGUCGUCGAGACAGUCCACCAGACCAUUGAGCAACCCGUAACAUUGAUCCACACUUCAGUGGUCGAGGUUGAGAAGGAGGUCAAGGUCACUGAGACUUCCGUCGUUCACCAAACAAUCGAGCAGCCCGUCACUGUUGUCGAGACUGUCCACCAGACUGUUGAACAGCCCGUGACACUCAUUCAUACUUCAGUCGUCGAGGUUGAGAAGCAAGUUAUGGUUACCGAAACCUCAGUCGUUCAUCAGACCGUCGAGCUGCCCGUCACUCUCGUCCACACCGCUGUUGUUGAGGUCGAUAGACCCGUUACAGUUAUCGAAACUUCCGUCCACGAGGUUGAGAGACCCGUUACCGUUGUCCAUACAUCCGUCGUGGAGAACGUUGUCGUCCAUACUUCUGUCGUUGAGGUACCAGUCGAGAAGCCAGUUGAGGUGCCCGUCACAUUGAUUCACACUCAAAUUAUGGAGGUGCCUGUCGAGAAGCAAGUCGAAGUACCCGUCACAGUCGUCCAUACUUCUGUCGUUGAGGUGCCAGUCGAAAAGCCAGUCGAAGUCCCUGUCACACUGGUUCACACCGUCGAGGUCCCCGUCCAAGUCGUCCACACUCAGACCGUUGAGCAGCCAGUUGAGGUUAUCCACACGGUUGAAGUCGAGAAGCCCGUUGAGGUUGUUCACACUGUCGAGGUCGAGAAGCCUGUCCAUGUUACUGUCAUCCAUACAGUCACCGAGCAGGCUCCUCCUGCUCAUGUUGUUGCACCCCCUACACACCCUGCAGUCGUCGAGCCGCCAGUUGAGCAUACCGUCGUUGCUCCUCCCGCCGAGCAUACCGUUGUUGUGCCUCCUGCCGAGCAUACUGCCGUUGCUCCUCCAGCCGAGCAUACCGUUGUUGUGCCUCCUGCCGAGCAUACUGUCGUUGCUCCUCCCGCCGAGCAUCCCGUUCAACCACCUGCCGAACACCCUGUGGUAGAGGAGCCAGCUACUAUCACCACAGCCAUAACACCAAUGCAACCUGCUCAUGAGACGGCCAUUGCCGAAGCGCCAGUUGCUACCGAGCACCCCGUUGUUGCGCCUCCCGCUGAACACCCGGCUCAACCACCUGCUGAGCACCCCGUUGUCGAGGAACCUGCAGCAGCGCCUCCCACCAUGGCUCAACAUCCUACCGCACCCACUCACGAAGCACCAGCAGCUGAAGUCCCUGCUGCGGAGCACCCAACAGCACCCGAGCACACCGUUAUGGAAGAGCAUAGCGGGGAGAUGGCCAUCGGGGAGGCGAUGAAGCAUCCUCCAUCGUCCAAGUACUCAGCUGUACCAGAGCCGGUCGCCGAGGCGCCUCCUCACCCCGCAGCUAAUGAUAUCCCGGUUCUUCUGCCUUCAGGCGGAGUUUCGGGAAAGAAUGCAACAGUCGCGCCAACAUAUCCUGGGCGCAGGGCGGUUGUUCGCAGGUGGUAG